AUGAUGAACAAAGGUGAUCCAUUUGAACACAGCUUGAGACUCGAGGUUCCAUUUGAAAACAGCAGACAGGCCGAUGUGGCCAGAAAAGUUCUGCUGCCCGACCCAAUAAUGAAGCCCGAAGACUUUCACGUGAGAUAUUCAGCACAGGAUUCGAAGCUUGUUUGCGACUUCGAGAGCGUGGACGAACGUAUCCUGCGAGUAGGCGUCAACAGCGUCAUCGAAUCCAUCAAGACCAUUAUCGAGACGAUGGACGAGUUGUGCUAG
This is a messenger RNA of Kluyveromyces marxianus DMKU3-1042, 264 nucleotides long. RefSeq names its product chromatin DNA-binding EKC/KEOPS complex subunit PCC1 (gene PCC1). The transcript has a single exon. The record is from RefSeq and is a predicted model, not a curated record. NCBI's taxonomy places the organism in Eukaryota, Fungi, Ascomycota, Saccharomycetes, Saccharomycetales, Saccharomycetaceae. The coding region runs from base 1 to 264 and encodes 87 amino acids. Gene Ontology annotation, cellular component: EKC/KEOPS complex.